Messenger RNA from Bacillus rossius redtenbacheri, 3812 nucleotides. It is a transcript of the gene ics, whose product is annotated as ras suppressor protein 1. The record is from RefSeq and is a predicted model, not a curated record. The transcript is spliced from 8 exons. Gene Ontology annotation, molecular function: protein binding. Bases 111 to 974 code for a protein of 287 amino acids. Lineage: Eukaryota; Metazoa; Arthropoda; Insecta; Phasmatodea; Bacillidae.
GUUUAUUAAAUUCAGUGCUCGUGAGCUAUGACGGAACGUACCACUUGGUCGCAUAAAAGUUUUUUUUCUUCUAUGUUACUAUUUUACUCAACUUUCAAGUUGCGCGCGCAAUGAAUCAAGCACCAGUUUCCUGCAUUCCAGCGUCAACAAAGAUGUCAAAGGCGAAGAAAGUCAUCGAUGAAGCUAAGGAGAUCGAAAAUCCUGAAUUGGAUUUGGCCGACAAAGGCAUAGCUUCUUUCGAAGAAAUGCCAGGUUUAUUCAACAUGCUGAAUAUUACGAGACUCACACUGAGCCACAACAAGAUUCAAGUUGUGCCACCUGGUUUGGCUAACUUGGUGAACUUGGAAAUACUCAACUUGUUCAACAACACCAUUGAAGAGCUGCCAACAUCACUGUCUUCCAUGCCAAAAUUGCGUAUUUUGAAUGUUGGCAUGAACAGACUGGGCUCAUUGCCGAGAGGGUUCGGGGCGUUUCCCACGCUGGAAGUGUUGGAUCUGACCUACAACAACAUUGACGAGACCAUGCUGCCUGGGAACUUCUUCAUGAUGGAGACUUUGCGUGCACUAUAUCUUGGUGAUAACGAUUUUGAAUAUAUUCCACCAGAAAUCGGCCACCUAAAAAAUCUUCAAAUUUUGGUGCUGAGAGAGAACGAUCUCAUUGAACUGCCAAAAGAAAUCGGGGAGUUGACUCGUCUGAGAGAGUUGCACAUCCAAGGAAACAGACUGACGGUUCUUCCUCCUGAAAUAGGCAACUUGGACUUGGUGAGCAACAAGUCAGUCUUACGGAUGGACUUCAACCCAUGGGUUACCCCAAUAGCCGAUCAGCUCCAAGUUGGUGUCUCUCACGUCAUGGACUACAUCCGCACAGAGACGUACAGAUACGUGUACAACCGGCAUGUAGCAGCCAAGGGGCCCCCGCCAGAGAAAUACUUGGACAAGAGCAAGAAAUUAUCUCGUGUGCGGCAACAGAGCUAGUCGUCUGACGUUUUCUAACCAACAUUGUUACCUUGGUCAACCGCUACGUCUUGCUAACGUCACAGCAAUCCUACCUAACUUAUUUAUAACAAUCAAGCUUUAUCUUACACUGCCAUGAAGUAUAUUUUCUUUUGUAGGUUUACAGGGUUGCUGCAUGUUAGGGAAAACCUGGAGAGUUAAUUUAAUGUUAUUUUAUUACUAAAGGGAGCAGGCAUAGGGUUCGAAAGAUGCCUUAUGUUUCAACAGUUAUUAUGCCGUUACAAUUUUUUUUUCUUUGGUAUUGAAUAUUUGCUUAUGUUAGGCAGAGAUGACACAUGUGAUUUUCAAAGUCAGUGAGAGUUUAUAUAGAGUAUCAACAGCAUUAUGUCAGUUGUUAGUCAUUCCUGAAAAUUAAACACCAGUAACUUCACAGGGUAAACUGUUUGUAGCAGUCAGUCACUAUUACCUUUAGGUAAUUCAUAAAAUUAAAUACAAUGCUUUAAUAAAAGUCAAAUGAGAGAAAUUUAUUAUGGCAGGGAAAAAUAAAGUUUAAACCCAUAAUGGUGUCAUUCUGUCCUGAUCUCUACCGCUGAAUCUGCAAAUUUUAAUUCUAAACACAAUAUUAGUUCAAUAGAUUUCUUUAUAACACUAAAAAUAUUUACUGCAAUAACAGUAUUCAUGGAUGUAAUAAAGACCAUACUAUUGAAGAUUAAACAAACAUUUUCAUUAAAUUUUGCAUCAAAUAGUUGUGAUUUUUUUUUAUUAUUAGCUAAUUUGGUUGAAUAAACAACUGUUUGACUUCAUAAAUUACUAGACAGUAAUAAUUGGAAAAGUCAGGGAAAAUUUGAAUUUGACACUUUUGUUGCAACCAUAAAAUAUUGUUAGUCAUUGUAGCGUAUGUUCUGUAAAAAGUUUCAUAGAGUAACAAUUAUCAUCCACAAUCCUUCAAUUAUACACUUAUCAUCGUGUCCUUACUUUGUACCUAACACACAGUUGCGUCUUUUUAACGUUAACAUGUAAUUUUGUAAUCAUUUUUUAUGAGGUACUUUCUAUAGAAGAAUUACAGUGUUUCAUAAUGCUUUUAUUUUUAUGUGAAUGGACAAUGAAAUGAAUUUGUGUGUGUUUUAAUUUUAUAGUAGUAUAUUUGCUUGAUUCUUACAGUAAUUGUUUUUGUUUACUGCGGAGAAAGACAUACUGUGAAAUUGGACAUAAGUACACUAGAACCUCGAUGUCACGUAUGCUCAUGAUUCCUUCCAUGGAUUGCAUUCUUAAAAUUGGGGGUGGCCAUUUCCCUUAAUUCCCCCCCCCCCCCCCUCCCUUACCCUAAAGAAGAAUAUUGUAUUUUUACUUUUUGAACCAUCUAUAUCUGGUAUUAUUUGUGUGUAUUUGGUCUUUAAAAAUAAAAUACUAUUAAAUGCUAUUAAUGCAACAACAACAAAAAAACCUCCAGUGACCGUGUGAACAUGGAAUGCGUGCUGCCACUCUGCCACCCUCCUCGCAUGUAUUAACUUGUGAUACUGUUUCUCCCACAGCAAACAUUAAAAAAUAUCUACUGUACACUACAGCACAUCUGGCUGCAUGAAUAGUACUUCCAUUUGUGAACUGCUCGUAUUAUUUUUUGAGACCUACACAUUUCAGAAAUUUUUUACGUAAAAUAAUCAAGCGAACCACAUACAGUAGCACGUAGUACAUAUUUGGUUUCCUUUCUCCCCUGCUACUUAUUUUGCAACCACUUAUACUUUUCUCCUACUCUCUAUUAUUAAUACCACCCAAGAACAUGCCAGUAUCCAAUCUUUAUGGGAAAGAUAAAGGAGGGGUGAAAAGAGCAACAUAAGGAUGUACUACUGGUUUAAGUCUUACCUAAGGGCCUGGUUGAUAAGCUGUAAGAAUUUCCUGCAUUUGUAUUUCUACAUGCUUCCCCUUACCAGCUUCACAAGUUAAUCUUUAACUUGCUGUUAAUAAUGUUUAUGAACCCACAUUGAUUACCAGAAGUUCAGUGUAUACCUCUACUGUUUCAUAAAAGUGAUAGGCAUUUGUGGUCAAGAAAAACACUGUGCUAUUACACACAUUUAUUUAAACAUACUGAACAUUUUAGUGUGAUAAAACAGUUGUGGUGUUUUUUUUAAUUAUAAAAAUGCUGUUCGCAGCUUAGUUUAAAAACCACACCAUGUGCCUACAAACAGUAUCACAUUAACCAUUUUUGAGUGAACAUCCCGGCAGAUUGGAGGAAUGCAACAUGUUAAAAACACUGGGUUGUUGGCUGUUACCCAUGUGGGGAGGAAGUUGCUACUCAGUUUUCUUUCUUUGCUCGUGCUACACACGGUUGGCACUGCUACGCAACUCAUGUGCUGGAAAUGUAAUAUGUAAAAGAAGAGUAGUGUUCAUUUGCUGUAAAAUAUGUUUACAGCCCUGCUAAAUGUUACCAUCAAAUUUUAAGUGUUGUGAUUUUCCUGAAGAAAUACUCUUGUUUGACUAAUAAAUAAAGUGUACCUAGUCUACUUUUUAAUGUCCGAUGCCAUAACUUAUAUAGUAUUUUACAUUAGUAAAUGGCUGUCGUGUGGGCCUUAAAAUAUUGAUUUUACCGGAGAAUGGACUAUAUACACAUCACUGUGUGGUGCUUUUAUCGCAUGUGAGUUAGGAGGGGGGGGGGGGGUGUUAUUUAAUAUGGGGUUUAUAAAAUUGUGGUUCUAGUGUAUCUGAAUGUGCUUAAGUUGGGUGGCUUAUUAAAAUUGUUUAACUGGAUGAAUUGUUAACCCAGCUUACAAAAACCUACAGAAAUUUGUAUUUAUAUUGAUGUUAAACCAAUUGUUCUAUUGUUGCCACAUUUCACAAAGUUUAAUAAAAAUAUUUUUAGAAGUA